This is a messenger RNA of Moneuplotes crassus, 1654 nucleotides long. NCBI's taxonomy places the organism in Eukaryota, Ciliophora, Spirotrichea, Euplotida, Euplotidae. The record is from the annotation of a GenBank genome assembly.
AUGGAAGGCUUUAACAACAAACGCUUGCAUGUGAAUUUCAAAUUGAACAACAGAGAUAGCUCACAAGAUGUUCCUGCCUUAAAAUCUCGAAUGGAUCAGAUUGAAGGGCAAAAAUCUCUCAGAGCUAGUUAUGGAAUAAAAUAAGAUGACUUUUGAGGAAAUCAUAAAUCUCAGAGGGCAUAGUGAUAAAGCAAGUAAAUCUUCUAAGUCAGAUCUCUCUAUUGAGGUCCAGAAGAGAAGGCGAGCUCUGAUGCAAAAGAAAAUGAGCUUUAUUCAUGAUCAUGAUUGGUCUAAAUUUAACCGAAAAUCUAUCGGAAAAUUCUUAUCCAAAUCUUGCACUCCAGAUGUUUAUAUUACUAAUGGUUCUGAAUGCAAAGAAUUUAGUUAUCUAAACAAUGUCCAGCAGGGGUUUAAAUAACGAUAUCGAUAGAAUUUCUAGAAGGAACAUUAAGAAUCAUCUAAGAAGAAGGUCUUGAAACUGUUGCUUUUGUGGCAAAUUCCAUAAAGAAUAUCGUGGCUUCAUGAUCAUUUUAGAUGAGGAAAGAAGAAUUCCCCAGAACACACGACAGCUUAAAUAAAAAGCAAACACGGAAUUUAAAAGAUAUAAUGUCAACAAGAAGAGAUGCAUUGAAUAAAAUGAUUAGUUUAAAGCAAGCUUCAUCAAUAUUUUCUGGAUUGAUACCCGCCAAACGGGAAAGAGAGAAAAUGGACAGGGAUAUACUCCAGCUUGCGAUAAAGAAGGCUGAGUAUUUGAAUUUUAAGGAAAUACCUAAAUAUUUGAAGAAAAUUUCAUUCAAGAAUGACAAAGGCUCACCUAAUACUUUUAGCUGUCGAGAUAUCCAGAGACAAAAUAGUGUUCAAAGCGACUUUACUAACAAGACAGCUUCUCAAGCUUUGAUGAGUUUUCUUUCAAAAUACUCCUCUGCCCAUUGCGAUCAUACAAAUCUCGGUUGUUUCAAGUGAUAUGCUUUGUUAGAGGCUGAUUUGACCAGAAAGCGUAAGAGGCGGAUUUGGAGAACUAAGGCUAGUUUGGAUGUACUUAAUGUACCCAAGGUGAAUAGUAGGAUGGCUGAAGUGAAGAGGAUAGGCAAGGUUAUUCAGAUCUCUGGUGCUCAACUUGAAAAUCUCAAGAAGAAAACUCACCGAAGACGGUUUUGGAAAAGACAUUCUUCUGUAAAAGGCCCUAGUCGUAAUCAAACUCGAAUCAACACUUUUAACUCCAAACGAGGUGUUCACCCAUCUGUGAGUUCCACUCACAGAGUGGAAAAGCCCCAGGUUUCUGCCUUUAAAAGGCGCAGAAGAAGCCAACAAGAUUACAGAUUAAGAACACGGAUGGAGCAGAAGAGAGAACAGAUUAGGAUUAAGCAGAAGGAAGUAAGGAGGAUGAGUACUGGGAAGGAAGGAAUUGGGGUGAGGAUGAGAAGUGUGGAGAGAAAGCAUAGAUAUAGUGUAGAGAUCAAUCAAAAUGAGCACAAAAACCAGACCCUCAGAGCUAAGAAUCUCAAGAAAAACAGAGAUAUACUAUCCAAAAAGAGCAUUAUGAAUAUCUCAUCAAAAACAAAAAAGAAUGACUUCUUAUCCAAAAUAUCCAACAAAAACCAGUCUAAACAACUCUAAAACUCCUAAAAUCACCCAUCCCACAAAUUUCAACCAA